AUGCAGGAAACCGACAAGAGCGCUACCGUCGCAUACAACGCCGUUGAUGUAAGCAUAGGGGAGGCUGAGGAGACCUCAUUGACAAGGGGGCCCGCAGCAGCUUCCGCUCUAACUCGGGGUAAGGCGACGAAUUCGCCACGCGGCGCCCCACGGAAAGGAGGAAGUGGAGACAAACGCGGCGCCAAGGACUGUGCAGGCAUGGAGGGGGAGCGGUUGCAUGAUGUGUCUGUUGCAACGCAGGAGACCAACACCUGUGGGAGUCCCAAAAGGAUUGGAGGACCUGCGAAACCCCAUCAGCGGCGGGGUAUUUCACCCGCUGUUCCAUAUCCGGCAGGUCGUCCGCGUCCAGACAUGUUGUCUGGCACCGCCAGUUAUUGGAGCACAAUUGAGAAUGAUCGCACCAUUGGGGUUGGGACGGUUGGUCUUUUUCAGGGCCAGCAGAAUGAUGAAGUUUUGCCUGAAAGGGCGUCAGCGCGCAUCAACGGCACCGUCGUGGUGGGCCCCCCAGCGUACGUGCGGAAGAUGAGAGACUACUUGAAUUGGAGAGAGAAGCACAGCACCCUUUUUUCCGCCAUAAAAGUUCAAGAUGGGAAGGAGUGGAGAGCUGCUCGACUGCGCCAGCUCCGCGCGAAAGCGAGACGACAAAAGGAAGAAGAGUACGAAUAUGCUUUAGCCAUCAAGCGGCUGCGUCAGCGUGGGUGGUCAGUGUUGGCUAACGUUCCACGCGAAAACAUGCGGCUCAAGCAAAUUAAGGCCGAGCGUGACGCCUUUCGCGCGGAGUGUGAGAAUAAUAUGUUGCACAAGAUUAGGGAGGCCUCACAGCAACGUGAAGUAAUCCUGCAGCAGCUUGCCAUGUCCAAGGACGAGAGGAUGCGUGAGGCGAAUCUCGUGCGGGAUGCCGCAAGGCUUGAACGUGAGAUGAUGAUCGCCAGGCGAGAGGUCCACUCAGCCCAUGUCAAGGAACGGGCUUCUAACACGCGGGCAGAACGUGAGGUGGAGCGUGAGUAUUUUCGCGAGUGUGCCGCCAUGGAAGAUACGUGCCGACAGAGCCAACUGAGCGCGUUGCGAGAACGCGUCUUUGCGAAAACGUGCCCAAGCGGCUUUGCCUCAACCUUCUCAAGUGACGUGCGUGGGGCUGGUCAUCAGUACCCACCAGGGGACUGGCACAAUACCUUUAACAGCCCACUACGUAGACUGCCCAACGCGAGCGACGACAACUUUCGAAGACAAUGGAUGGCGGAGCUUGAGGAAGAGCGGAUGGGGUUGGCACGGGCGGAGGUGGAGAUGGUGCGGGCCGGACGUUUGAAUGCCUCAAUUCAGCGAGACUUCUCAUACCGCAGCAACUGUGAACGUGCCAAGGCUCUUCGCCACGAGCGGGAGGCCCUGCGGGAGAGGAAACAGCAGCUGGAUGAGGAGGUGGAACGUUUUCAGGAGGUGUUACAUCAGCAGGAAGUUGAGGGUCGGAAACGACGCGAAGACGUUAUUCAUUCCCUGCGCGAGUCGAAACGGUUGCAUGCUUCGCGCCUACGUCGGGCCAUAGAAGAGGAGGAACUGAUGGCGCAGACGGCCUGUGCUGAGGACCUGCAUCGACUACAGGAACACGCGGCGGAGCUGAGGAAAAGCAUGACUCCCUCCCCACGACUUGCUCGGCCGCCACCGGCCCCCUUAGGGGAGGAGAAGCCGGUGGAUGCUUGA
Messenger RNA from Trypanosoma rangeli, 1695 nucleotides. RefSeq lists its product as uncharacterized. The record is from RefSeq and is a predicted model, not a curated record. The transcript has a single exon. Bases 1 to 1695 code for a protein of 564 amino acids. NCBI's taxonomy places the organism in Eukaryota, Euglenozoa, Kinetoplastea, Trypanosomatida, Trypanosomatidae.